AUGAAGGACGAGAAUGGAAAGCGCAAGGCCACCGACGAUCCGUGGUCACCCUUGGCCACGAAGCGCAUGAGGCACAACGAGUCCACAGAGCCCGAGAAAAAUACACCCAGAAUACCAGCUAUCCCUUUUCCCGAGAAGCCGGCCGUUAUCGAGGAGCGCAAUGGUGAAAUAGAAUUCCGCGUUGUGAACAAUGACGACGAGCGGGAGAGUCUGAUCAUCCUUACGGGGCUCAAGUGCAUCUUCCAGAAGCAGCUUCCCAAGAUGCCCAAAGACUACAUCGCGCGCCUAGUCUACGACCGCACCCACUUGUCGAUCGCCAUCGUGAAGAAACCGCUCGAAGUGGUGGGCGGCAUCACGUACCGCCCCUUCAAGGGCCGCCAGUUCGCCGAGAUUGUCUUUUGCGCCAUCUCGUCGGACCAGCAGGUCAAGGGCUACGGCGCCCAUCUCAUGUCGCAUCUCAAGGACUACGUCAAGGCAACGUCGGACGUGAUGCACUUCCUGACGUACGCCGACAACUACGCCAUCGGCUACUUUAAGAAACAGGGCUUUACUAAGGAGAUCACGCUCGACAAGUCGGUAUGGAUGGGUUAUAUCAAGGACUACGAGGGGGGGACCAUAAUGCAGUGUACCAUGCUCCCGCGGAUCCGGUACCUCGAGAUGGGGCGCAUGCUGCUGAAGCAGAAGGAGUGCGUGCAGGCAAAGAUUCGUGCAUUUAGUAAAUCGCACAUCAUCCACCUGCCGCCCAAGCAAUGGCAGCAGCAGAAGGGCGGCGCCGCCACGCCCAUCGACCACCUCUCUAUCGAGCCCAUCCGCGCCUCGGGCUGGAGCCCCGACAUGGACGAGCUGGCGCGCCAGCCUCGCCACGGCCCCAACUACAACCAGCUGCUGCACCUGCUCAACGACCUGCAAAACCACCCGAGCAGCUGGCCGUUCCUGAUGCCCGUCAACAAGGACGAGGUGGCCGACUACUACGACGUCAUCAAGGAGCCCAUGGACCUCAGCACUAUGGAGAGCAAGCUCGAGGCCGACCAGUACGCAACGCCCGAGGACUUUAUCCGAGACGCCCGCCUCAUCGUCGAGAACUGCCGCAAGUACAACAACGAGAGCACCGCCUACGCAAAGUGCGCCACCAAGCUCGAGAAGUUCAUGUGGCAGCAGGUCAAGGCCAUCCCCGAGUGGUCCCAUCUCGAGCCCUAG
Molecule: messenger RNA, 1197 nt
Organism: Lasiosphaeria miniovina
Lineage: Eukaryota; Fungi; Ascomycota; Sordariomycetes; Sordariales; Lasiosphaeriaceae
Product: histone acetyltransferase GCN5-like protein
Exons: 3
Coding region: 1-1197 (398 amino acids)
Biological process (GO): positive regulation of transcription by RNA polymerase II; chromatin remodeling
Cellular component (GO): histone acetyltransferase complex
Molecular function (GO): histone H3 acetyltransferase activity; protein binding
Source: RefSeq, a predicted model, not a curated record